Sporisorium graminicola is the source of this 417-nucleotide messenger RNA. RefSeq lists its product as uncharacterized. The record is from RefSeq and is a predicted model, not a curated record. Lineage: Eukaryota; Fungi; Basidiomycota; Ustilaginomycetes; Ustilaginales; Ustilaginaceae. The transcript has 2 exons. The coding region runs from base 1 to 417 and encodes 138 amino acids.
AUGAUGCUGGUCCACUCGCCUCGCGCUCUUUUCGUGGCACUCGUCGCUCUGUGCCUCGUACACCACGUGCAAGCUGUACAGAUGCCAGCGAUGCGCCGAUCACUCUCGAGCACCACUGCGACCAACAACAACAAGGUCGAUGACACCGCUGCCGCAGCCGCUGGUGAAAGUUCUGCGCAAAAUCUCGUGCGGAGGUGGUGGUGGGGCUGGCCGAGUUCGCUCGGUCGAUUGGAGGACAACCAGAUCCUGUACAUCCCGCCGGAGCUGAUUCAGACGCACACUCCUGCCGAAGUGGCCGCUUGGACCAAAUACCUAGAGCGAGUGCACCGCGUGCAUCCGGACUGGAAGCGCGUCUCGUGGACCCCUAACGGUCCCGUUGGCUUCAAGCCGUCUGGCGCCGAGGAGGGCAAGCACUGA